AUGGCCGAGGGGGAGGAGGAGAAAGAGAAUUCAUUGAUGCAGAAUAACAAUAGGUCCAAUCCUGGAACAUGGCAUCGAUCCGUGAAAAGAAAACUCGCCGAAUUCGAUCAAGGAAACGCGACCAUCCCCACUCCAGAACCCGCCAAGGUCGAGGUCCCGAACGAUUUCGUUGAAUUGCGUACAAUGACUACCAAUCAACAAAAGACGAUUCAAGAUCUCACCUUAGAAUUGGAGGAAGAAAGGAACGCGUCCUCGUCCGCCGCCAACGAGGCAAUGUCGAUGAUCAUAAGGCUACAGAACGAAAAGGCAGAGUCUCAAAUGGAGGCUCGACAAUUCAAACGAAUAAUAGAGGAGAAGAUGACUCACGACCAGCACGAGAUUUCCGCCAUGGAGGAACUAUUGUAUAAAAAAGAACAAACCAUUCAAUCUCUCAACUGCGAGGUUCAAGCUUAUAAACACAGAAUGAUGAGUUAUGGCCUAACCGAAUCCGAAGCCGACGGGGAUCAAGAAAACGGAACCAUCAUGAGCCGUGAUAGCAGCCUGGCCGAGCUCACCGAUCUCUAUCCCCCUCUCAAAUGCAAUCUAAACGAGAAUCAAUAUCGUAAUUCCGAAAACAACUACGAAACAACAGAUGUCGAUAAAUACGCGUUUGGGGAGACUCCGCGACCGCGCGAUCAUCUCAAGGAUUUGGAGUUCAGGAUUAACCAAUUAGAACGAAGCCCUAGAACAGCACCUACAACGCCAACAACCCCCGAGGGUGCGAAAAAUGCAUUUGAAAAGAUCGUCGGUCAAUCUCCUCGAAGACCUCGGCAUUUUAGAAGAAUCUCAACGGGAAGUUCAAAUUCUGUUAUGGCAACCAUUAAGGAAACGAGCUCAAAUUCCUUAGAGACAUCACCGAGGUUUAGCAACCUCCGGAAAAUGGAAAGCAUGCCUCCGUACAUAACUAAUUUGGGAAAGUUCGAAAAUUCGUCAAAAAUUGUAGAUGAUGAUAUGAGCGAUAGGGUUUAUACCAUUAAUGUAGUUUCCAAUUCAGAAACUAAGCCCCAACCGCCGCAUCCGGUUCAUAACAAUAAUAACAACAACAAUGUCGAUGUUUUCGACGAUGAUAUGAACAAUACGCCAAAGGAAUCUGUUUGUCAGGCAGAUGGGGGAGAUGAAGAGGUGAAGAGACUUUACAUGAGGCUUCAAGCACUGGAGGCCGAUAGAGAAUCGAUGAGACAAUCGAUUAUUUCAAUGAGGACUGAAAAGGCACAAUUGGUGUUGUUAAAGGAGGUGGCCCAACAUAUGUGUAAAGACAUGUCUACUCCUAGGUUGCCUGCUCCUUAUAAGCAAUCUCAAGCUCGGAGGUUUUCAUUCUUAUCAAUAUUCAAGUGGAUUGCAUGCAUUGUUUUUUGGAGGAAGCGAGCUCGUCGCAGCAAGUACAUAUUUGGAGCAUCAAACAGUAAUUCUGGGCCAGGCUUGUUAUCGGUUCUGGAGAUGGCGAAUAAUGUCCCUCGACUAGGGCAAGGGAGAUACUUAUCAAGUAUACACAUCGUCUAAGGCCACAUUUUACUACUUUUAGGGUAUAAUAUAUACUCAUUCAUCCUCUGUAUGUAUAUAUUAUAUAAAUAUAUGCUAUAAUCAAACAUCACAUUCCCAAUAUUAUUGUCAAUGUCUUCUUCUAUAUUGUGAUCUCGUUCUAAGUGAGAGCUCUAGACAGUGUCAUUUCUA
Impatiens glandulifera is the source of this 1710-nucleotide messenger RNA. RefSeq names its product myosin-binding protein 7-like. Bases 1 to 1539 code for a protein of 512 amino acids. The record is from RefSeq and is a predicted model, not a curated record. Lineage: Eukaryota; Viridiplantae; Streptophyta; Magnoliopsida; Ericales; Balsaminaceae. The transcript is spliced from 3 exons.